GGGCAUGCCGGCCGUGCAAUGACACCGAGAUCCUGAUGGCCAUUUGCACUAGUGACUUUGUGAUCCGCGGCAGCAUCCGGAGCGUCUCCAACGAUGUGGAGCUGCAGGAAUCCGUCAUUGGGGUGAGCGCCACCCGCAUCCACCGCCAAAAGUUCCCCCUUUUCCAGGCAGGGUGGCCGGGGCGGCCGGCAGGCAGCAUUCGCACCCCGCUGCGCUGUGGGGUCAAGCCGGGCCCCGGAACCUUUCUCUUCACGGGGUGGCUGCAUUUUGGCGAAGCCUGGCUGAGCUGCGCGCCCCGCUAUAGGGACUUCCAGCGCAUCUACGAGGAGGCACGGCGCACGCGCCAGAACCCCUGCGAGUUCCCCAUGGACUGA
Eurypyga helias (sunbittern) is the source of this 374-nucleotide messenger RNA. RefSeq names its product meteorin-like. The transcript has 2 exons. The annotation marks the transcript as partial. Gene Ontology annotation, biological process: glial cell differentiation; positive regulation of axonogenesis. The record is from RefSeq and is a predicted model, not a curated record. NCBI's taxonomy places the organism in Eukaryota, Metazoa, Chordata, Aves, Eurypygiformes, Eurypygidae. Gene Ontology annotation, molecular function: hormone activity.